This is a messenger RNA of Labrus mixtus (cuckoo wrasse), 3288 nucleotides long. It is a transcript of the gene nr6a1a, whose product is annotated as nuclear receptor subfamily 6, group A, member 1a. NCBI's taxonomy places the organism in Eukaryota, Metazoa, Chordata, Actinopteri, Labriformes, Labridae. The transcript is spliced from 9 exons. Gene Ontology annotation, molecular function: zinc ion binding; DNA-binding transcription factor activity; sequence-specific DNA binding. Gene Ontology annotation, biological process: regulation of DNA-templated transcription. The record is from RefSeq and is a predicted model, not a curated record. Bases 196 to 1587 code for a protein of 463 amino acids.
GCCGUGACCCCGGGGGCUUGAACUCUGCGGUCAUGUGACCAGGCAGUAAAGUGACCAGUGGUGUUGCUUGGCUGUGGUCAGAGAGGGGCCGGCUGUCGAGGAAAGAGGUUGCUGUGAGAGAGAGAGAGAGAGAGAGAGAGGAAGAGAGUCAUGAGGCAACCAGGCCCGAUGGCUUUCCUUUAGCUGAGUCUGUGCAUGAAUGGGGUCCAGACAGACUGGGAGAAGCAUGAGAUGGACGCAUGGGAAGAUGUUCCAGCUGACCAGCGUACUUGCCUUAUCUGUGGAGACCGCGCCACAGGCCUGCACUAUGGCAUCAUUUCCUGCGAGGGCUGCAAGGGCUUCUUCAAGCGCAGCAUCUGCAACAAGCGCGUGUACCGCUGCAGCCGCGACAAGAACUGCGAGAUGUCGCGCAAGCAGCGCAACCGCUGCCAGUACUGCCGCCUGCUCAAGUGUCUGCAGAUGGGGAUGAACCGCAAAGCAAUCAGGGAGGAUGGCAUGCCAGGAGGGAGGAACAAAAGCAUCGGGCCCGUUCAGAUCACAGAGGAGGAGAUAGAGCGGAUCAUGUCGGGGCAGGAGUUCAAGGAGGACGCCCCGGAGCACACCUGGGGCAACAACGGCGACGGCUACCACAGCUCGCCCAGCAACGGCGCCUCGGAGGGCAACCAGCCAUCACCCGCCUCCACCCUGUCAUCCAAUCGCUCUGUGGAGUGGAACGGCUACACGGCGGCCCUCAGGGACCAGUACAUCAACACCUCCAUGUCCACACACUACCAGCUGCUGCCUCACCUGUUCACCUACCCCGCCCAGUCUGGCCUGCUCGCCCCCCAGCCCCGCAGCAUCUACCCACAGUCCCACCCACUGGUGCUGCAGCUGGUGGCCGCUGAGGACCUGGCCCCCCUGGCGACCCCCAUGCUCAUAGAGGACGGGUACAAAGUGACACAGGUGGAGCUCUUUGCCCUGCUGUGUCGCCUGGCAGACGAGCUGCUCUUCCGCCAGAUCUCCUGGAUCAAGAAGCUGCCGUUCUUCUGCGAGCUCUCCAUCGAGGACUACACCUGCCUGCUCAGCUCCACCUGGCAGGAGCUCAUCCUGCUCUCCUGCCUGACUAUCUACAGCGCGCAGAUCUUCGGAGACCUGGCCAACGUCACCGCCAAGUACACGCCGUCGGACGAUGAGCUGCAGGGUUUCAGCGAGGACGGCAUGGAGGUGAUGGAGAGAUUGAUAUAUCUGUUCCGCAAGUUCCACACGUUGAAGAUCAGUAACGAAGAAUACGCUUGUAUGAAAGCCAUCAACUUUCUCAACCAAGAUAUCCGAGGACUGUCCAACAUCUCUCAGCUCGAGCAGCUGAACAAGCGUUACUGGUACGUGUGUCAGGACUACACCGAGUACAAGUAUCCGCACCAGCCCAAACGCUUCCCUGAGAUCAUGAUGUGUCUCCCAGAGAUCCGCUGCAUUGCAGGGAAGCUGGUGAAUGUACCUCUGGAGCAGCUCCCCCUCUUGUUCAAAGCAGUCUUGCACUCCUGCAAAUCCAGCCUGACCAGCUACAGGACCGGCCCGUCGCCCUGCGUGACCACCUCAUCCGGGAACUAGGACCCCCCUCUCCACCGGACCCGCCCACGUCGAGGGACUGGUCGUCCCUUUUUGUGAAUGUGACAAGCAGCUAGUAUUUUUUUGUAACUUUUUCUUUAUGUAUUUAUUACACGACAGAGCUGAAUGUAUGCUGAUUUACACUGUGCACAUGCUUCUGUACAAAACAAAUGCUCGUAGAUGCAUUGGUCUUUGGAGUUUACAAGUGUGUUUCCAGUUUGCUCGAUGUGUCAGUGUUGCUAUUGUUAGAGCUAGACUUUAAGAGAGUUUAUUUUAUUCAGACGGGGACAAAUAGACACAUGUGACGAGUGUUGUGAGACUACCUCAGGAAGAUGUUGUUGCUAUUUUCAGGUACCUUUUCUUGCUUUCCAAUGAAGAGUUGCCCGGUCGAAAAAACCAAAUCCCUGUGGAUGCUUUGGCACCUCAAUCAGAGACUGAAUGUUCAAAGGAGCUGCAUAAAUCAAAGAUAGAAAAAAACAGUGUCUUGUCACACUGAAAAUGCAAAAUUGAUUAUCAAAAGUGAGCUACUUUAUCUGCACCGACUCUCAGAAAUCCCGCUACUGGGAGGCAGACUUGUCAAUUUAACAUUCCAUGAGUUAAGGUGACAGUUGUUUGAAAAAGGAGCAUACGGGUAUUUUAUACAAUCAUAGACUGGGGAUAUAAGGCUUUAUUGCAGGGGAAGGGGAGGAUAGCUAGGUUUGCUGUUUUUAGUUAUAUUGUGUUUUUUUUUUUUCUUUUUUGACCAAAGUGUUAUGCAAUGCGUUUCUCGAAAACACACCCAUUGAUGGGUAGGGAGCUGAAAAAACAGAUUUCUUAUCAAUGAAGGAUCAGAAUAAGAAAUGAAUCAAUCUGUGUCAGAGGGGGGAACCCUCUGCUGGACAGACGAGUAUGUCGCUGGAUGUUGAUUCUAAAUCCUGCUAAACGUGCACACUUGAUUCUUGAGCACACAUGUAUGCACAGGGCAGACGGGAUCCCACUCUUUGUUUUUUUUUGUUGUUGUGUUUUUUUUCCCCCAUCUGAUUCUCGUCUGAUGGCUUGGUUUUUUUGGGGGGUGGGGGGGGGGGGUGACUUUGCUGCCUUCAGUGCCAGGAACUUGAUGCAUUGUAGCCUUUUCUCAACACAGGAUCAGCUUUGUUUACAGUCCACUGUGCUGGCUCGGGUUCGGUUAAAGGGGUAGUCCGUCAAAACUUGUGUUGUUUGACUUUUUGUAGAACAACCAGAGACACACCAGUUGUUGUUUGAACUGUGAGGAACCAGUAACAGAUAGAUCCAGUCUGAGGUUUAGCCGAGUGGGUUUGGAUUUCGGACAUUCGGUGUUUGCUUACUUUCCUCAGAAAUGAAGGAAACUCCAGAUUAGAAACCAGUCGGUCCAUUUCAAAUCUCUUGUGGCCAGUUCUUCUUAGUUUAAGGUCUUCUCAGGCUCAAUCAAAAUUUUGCACAGACCCAAGACUAGACCCGUUUCAGGUCUGGUCCUCCGGGUUUUUACUGGCUAAGGUUGACUGAAAGGCCGACAGAGGAAUGUGUUCUAUGAAGUGGUCAACAUCAAGUUUUUGGGGAUUAUACCUUUUAACCAGGCUAGGAGUGGAUUCAGUGUGGUUGAUCCGGGCUUAGUUUAGAGAAUUUAGAUGACUUUCCUCCAUCUUGCAUACCCUCUGUGACAGAUAUGCACAUGUUUAAAAAGAAGAGAAAAGAAAGAAAUAAAAA